AUGGUUCUCAAGGCCGAUAAGGACAAUUUGGCCGAUAAGGACAAUUUGGCCGAUAAGGACAAUUUGGCCGAUAAGGACAAUUUGGCCGAUAAAGACAAUUUGGCCGAUAAGGAAAAUUUGGCCGAUAAGGAAAAUUUGGCCGAUAAGGAAAAUUUGGCCGAUAAGGACAAUUUGGCCGAUAAGGACAAUUUGGCCGAUAAGGACAAUUUGGCCGAUAAGGACAAUUUGGCCGAUAAGGACAAUUUGGCCGAUAAGGACAAUUUGGCCGAUAAGGACAAUUUGGCCGAUAAGGACAAUUUGGCCGAUAAGGACAAUUUGGCCGAUAAGGACAAUUUGGCCGAUAAGGACAAUUUGGCCGAUAAGGACAAUUUGGCCGAUAAGGACAAUUUGGCCGAUAAGGACAAUUUGGCCGAUAAGGACAAUUUGGCCGAUAAGGACAAUUUGGCCGAUAAGGACAAUUUGGCCGAUAAGGACAAUUUGGCCGAUAAGGACAAUUUGGCCGAUAAGGACAAUUUGGCCGAUAAGGACAAUUUGGCCGAUAAGGACAAUUUGGCCGAUAAGGACAAUUUGGCCGAUAAGGACAAUUUGGCCGAUAAGGACAAUUUGGCCGAUAAGGACAAUUUGGUCGAUAAGGACAAUUUGGUCGAUAAUGACAAUUUGGCCGAUAAGGACAAUUUGGCUGAUAAGGACAAUUUGGCCGAUAAGGAAAAUUUGGCCGAUAAGGAAAAUUUGGCCGAUAAGGACAAUUUGGCCGAUAAGGACAAUUUGGCCGAUAAGGACAAUUUGGCCGAUAAGGACAAUUUGGCCGAUAAGGACAAUUUGGCCGAUAAGGACAAUUUGGCCGAUAAGGACAAUUUGGCCGAUAAGGACAAUUUGGCCGAUAAGGACAAUUUGGCCGAUAAGGACAAUUUGGCCGAUAAGGACAAUUUGGCCGAUAAGGACAAUUUGGCCGAUAAGGACAAUUUGGCCGAUAAGGACAAUUUGGCCGAUAAGGACAAUUUGGCCGAUAAGGACAAUUUGGCCGAUAAGGACAAUUUGGCCGAUAAGGACAAUUUGGCCGAUAAGGACAAUUUGGUCGAUCAGGACAAUUUGGCCGAUAAGGAAAAUUUGGCCGAUAAGGACAAUUUGGCCGAUAAGGAAAAUUUGGCCGAUAAGGACAAUUUGGCCGAUAAGGACAAUUUGGCCGAUAAGGAAAAUUUGGCCGAUAAGGACAAUUUGGCCGAUAAGGACAAUUUGGCCGAUAAGGACAAUUUGGCCGAUAAGGACAAUUUGGCCGAUAAGGACAAUUUGGCCGAUAAGGACAAUUUGGCCGAUAAGGACAAUUUGGCCGAUAAGGACAAUUUGGCCGAUAAGGACAAUUUGGCCGAUAAGGACAAUUUGGCUGAUAAGGACAAUUUGGCCGAUAAGGACAAUUUGGCCGAUAAGGACAAUUUGGCCGAUAAGGACAAUUUGGCCGAUAAGGACAAUUUGGAUUCACAACUCAAGACUGCCGAUUUUAUGCCUCCGACGCAAAUCGAAACAAUAUGA
Topomyia yanbarensis is the source of this 1527-nucleotide messenger RNA. RefSeq lists its product as uncharacterized. The record is from RefSeq and is a predicted model, not a curated record. Bases 1 to 1527 code for a protein of 508 amino acids. NCBI's taxonomy places the organism in Eukaryota, Metazoa, Arthropoda, Insecta, Diptera, Culicidae. The transcript is spliced from 3 exons.